This is a messenger RNA of Dicrocoelium dendriticum, 611 nucleotides long. Lineage: Eukaryota; Metazoa; Platyhelminthes; Trematoda; Plagiorchiida; Dicrocoeliidae. The record is from the annotation of a GenBank genome assembly.
AUGAUGCUUAUUCCUUUGCAGUAUCUUACGGAUCAUUCGAAUCGAUGCGACUUUGACAAAUGCGUGCCAGCAGUAAUCAGCAGCUUCAUCACUCGCCGGGCCAAAGCUACAUUGUCAGAGAAACACAUGGACCGGGUGCUAAAGCGUAUGGACAAGGCCGAAGUUACUCAGAUUUUCAAGGGCUACCUCGAUGACCAGCUAAAUGCUGACAGUGCGUGGACAGAAACGGUCGUGAUGAAUAUUCAUGAAGGUGGCGGUAAAGGGGCCUACCUAACGGAUGACUUUCUUAAACUUUUCCCAGAACCGAAUACGGGUGAGCAGGCUAAGUGGGUCGAAGUGGCACAGAGUGGAAAUCUUCGAACCAGCCACAACUACAUACUGAAAAGCGUGGCCGAGAUCAAAACAGCAUUCUUCUGAGUUCUCAUAAUUGUCCACACAUUUCCAGAUGAUCCACCAUUUUUUCAUUUAUAGAGCAGCCACUGUAUGUGAGCGUAUUCGCAAUAUUACACUGUCCUCCAAUGUCAUAUUUUAUGACAAACACUUGUUUUGCUUUCCCGAACAACAGUAAAUCUACUGUGGAAUUUAUUUGUCUUUAAAAUCAUGUACAUUAU